AUGCUGAUGAUCCUGGCCCGAUUGGUUCGCGCAGAAAGCUUCUGGGCGGUCGUUAAGGUUCGCUCCCCGCACACCGGCCCGGAAGUAUGGUACCCUAGAGAGGCGCUGCUCGACAACUUGCAGCGCGGGGGGCUCCUGCAGACGCACGCCAUGGUGCGUAGCGCGAUCUUCGAUCACUUUGCCUACACGCCGCACCUCGAGUGCGCCGUGCUGCUGCGCCGCCGCACUCACUGUGUGAAUAGACCUCUCUGGUCAACUGAUUCCUCUAACAACAAAAAGUGGCCCUCUCUUAUGUGCACCCCUCGGCAGCGCGGUAAAGCCCGGUACGAUAAACGAUACACGGUCUACGAUAAUCAUACACUGUGA
This is a messenger RNA of Emiliania huxleyi CCMP1516, 366 nucleotides long. RefSeq lists its product as hypothetical. Gene Ontology annotation, molecular function: RNA methyltransferase activity. The record is from RefSeq and is a predicted model, not a curated record. Gene Ontology annotation, biological process: RNA processing. Bases 1 to 366 code for a protein of 121 amino acids. Lineage: Eukaryota; Haptophyta; Isochrysidales; Noelaerhabdaceae. The transcript has a single exon.